UCCUCUCGCCGCCACUGCCUCUCUUGCUUUCUUUUCCGUUUCUUGGUUUGGCGAGAAAAUUCCUACGGGCCACCAUUGUAAGUUCUGGAUUUUCGUCUUGUCCUGCCCACACCUCCUUUCAUCCCCUCUACCCAACGCCAACACUUUUUUUUUUUUAAACUGGAGCGGCGAGCGGGCUGGAACAGCCAGCAAACCCUAUCCUUCACACUACAUCUUAUCCAGACCAGCUCCUGGAAUUGCAGGUCCCUUUCCCAGGAGCCUGUACCUCCUCUCCCAGGAAUCCACCUCCAUUCUCCUCUCUUUCCGUGGUGGACAAAAAAAAAAAAUCUUUGCACCCACGGGCCCCUCCCUACAUCUCGGGACCUUAUUCUUGCGAAAAACCCUCUCCUUCUCUUCCCCGGCCCCCAUCGGUCUUAAUUUCUGAAAAAUGUUGGGGACUCGGAAACAUGGUUGGGCUCCUUCAAGUAAUCCGGAGUGGGUGCGGGUUGGCGCUCUGGGAAUCAGGUGCGAAGGUCAGGAAGGAAGGAGGAGGUCAGCCUUGAUUGGCUCGGCUGCGCCUAGGUGCCCGGCGCCCAUCCAUCUCCUGUUAGGGUCGGAGAAGGAGUCUGCACUGCCACCAGAAGGGGCGCCUUGUGGGUCUGGGAGUACCUUGGGGCAAGGACGCCUGCAGAGAGAAGGGGGGCGGGGAGGGUGGAGAGACCUCGCUUGGGCUCCUGAGUGGUUCUGGAAGCCGAAAAACAACUUGUUUCUAAAGUAGGCGGACUGGUUUGCACUGGAGGGAUUGUGCGUGCGAUCUGUCUAUAAAUACCAGAAUAAAUAAAUACCAGGAGGGUGCUGCUGGGUUGGUGGUGCUGGUGGGGUGCCUGUCCUCGGCAGCAGCCACCCCCCCACCCCGAGGCUUGUGAGGGAGCUGGCUUAACAAACAAGGCCGCUAGAACCUGAAACCCGCCUCAGUCAGGAUCUGCAGAGUCUGUAGCCAAACUGGCUGCAGCAAGAGUUGCUCUGGUAAGGCAGUGGCCUUGGCCUCUAUACGCCAGCCAACCAGAAGGGGUUGGGGUGGGCUUCCAGGGAGGAGGGACCCUGAUGGAGAAUAAAAUGGAGACACGGUGCUCUUUGGUAACUGAAGAGGGGUAUCUUAUUCCAGAGUGGCUCCCCGUACCUGGUGAGUCCUCAAAACGGCUUUUCUGUGUCUUCCCUCUACCUGCCCUGGUGUCCCCGUAAGCACCACUGUAGAGAGCCUAGUCUGUGCACUGAGGGUGCAGCCAGUGCACCCCUAAUAACGGGUACCAAGGUGAUGAGUUUCCAAUUUUGUUCCAAAGUGUUUGAUUUUGUUUGCUUUGCAGCCCCAUUGGUGGUUUGUAUUGAAUCCAGCUAUCGUUAGGCAAUGGGUCAGAGUCAUUUAUAACCCAUUCCCUCAUUCUCCGGUUCAACAGCCCCCAAAAAGUCCCUCUCUGCCUCUCCGAACCAGGAAGGGAUCUUUUGAUUUCUCAUCUGCUCCUUUGGCUGCCGUUUCUGUGGCACUCAUCACUGAAAUGUUACAACCUUGCCGCCUGGCUUUUCUCAGACCCUGGGGCCUAGAUGGGAAGUCAGACCGGACAUCAGUGCCCCAACUGAAUAAUCUGUGUCACUAGGGCUUUGAGCCCAGGAUGUGAGCGGAGGCAAUUCCCUGUUUUGGAAGAAAAUCAGACAGGAAACCAGUGCUAGGAAGAAGGAAGAGAACUCAGUCCAGCAGAGUGUAAUGGGGCCUCAUUACCGAAGCAAAAAGCAGCUGUUGGCUAAUUCCUAGCAUGCUGUAACACAUGAGGAUUUUGCAAUUAGUAAUAACUGGUGCACGGGGUUCUUGCAUAUACGCCUGCCCAUUCGGCCCAGCAGCUUGAGUGAGGCGCCUUUCAAACCAGAGGGAUUGGCAAGAAAUUCCGGGUAGAUAUGCCUGGCUCAGGCAGCGCCUUCAUCCCCACCAUCAACGCCAUCACGACCAGCCAGGACCUGCAGUGGAUGGUGCAGCCCACGGUGAUCACCUCCAUGUCCAACCCGUACCCCCGUUCGCACCCCUAUAGCCCCCUGCCGGGCCUGGCCUCUGUCCCCGGGCACAUGGCCCUCCCAAGACCCGGCGUGAUCAAGACCAUUGGCACCACUGUGGGCCGCAGGAGGAGAGAUGAACAGCUGUCCCCGGAAGAGGAGGAGAAGCGUCGAAUCCGGAGGGAGAGGAACAAGCUGGCCGCGGCCAAGUGCCGGAACCGCCGCCGGGAGCUGACAGAGAAGCUGCAGGCGGAGACGGAGGAGCUGGAGGAGGAGAAGUCGGGCCUGCAGAAGGAGAUCGCCGAGCUGCAGAAGGAGAAGGAGAAGCUGGAGUUCAUGCUGGUGGCCCACGGGCCCGUGUGCAAGAUCAGCCCCGAGGAGCGCCGGUCACCCCCGGCCUCCGGGCUGCAGGCCCUGCGCAGUGGGGGCAGUGGAGGGGUAGGCGCCGUGGUGGUGAAGCAGGAGCCCCUGGAAGAGGACAGCCCCUCGUCCUCAUCGGCGGGGCUGGACAAGGCCCAGCGCUCCGUGAUCAAGCCCAUCAGCAUCGCUGGGGGCUUCUAUGGGGAGGAGCCCCUGCACACCCCCAUAGUGGUGACCUCCACUCCUGCCAUCACCCCAGGCACCUCGAACCUCGUCUUCACCUACCCCAGCGUCCUGGAGCAGGAGUCGCCUGCGUCGCCCUCUGAGUCCUGCUCCAAGGCUCACCGCAGAAGCAGUAGCAGUGGGGACCAGUCGUCAGACUCCUUGAACUCCCCGACUCUGCUGGCUCUGUAACCCAGCUCCCAGGGGCGUCCUCGUCACUGCCUCCUUCCCAGGGACCAGCACCUUUCAGCACUCCAGGGCCACGAGGUUAAGAAGGGGACCCUGCCAGAGAGCUCCGUGGUUCUGGGGAGACCCAGGUGGGAUUUGGAAGUGAGGCGCUGGAGGACUUGGACGAUCUCUUGGAAGUCACGGGACCUCCUCCCUCGUUCAUCUUGCAAAGCAAAUCCUGUUUCUUGAAAAACGUUGGACAACUUGGUUCGGCGGACCCGGGCAUCUCUCUGGCUUCUGAAGAGCCUGAAGCUGGUGUGGACCGUUCCCGUCCCUUUGUCACGACAUGUCUCUGGAGUGAUGGUGUCUUUCUCUGCCCCACCAAGCAUGCUCAGUGCCUUUUGGUUUCACCUUCCCACUAUUUGCCCCUUCCUUCCCCCAGUGUCAAUUUCACUUCCUCUUGGUUCUUAUCAAAUUUGCCAUGACAUUUCAUCUGGGUGGUCUGAAUAUUAAAGCUCUUCAUUUCUGGAGAUGGGGCAGCAGGUGACUCUUCUGCUCGGGCUGACUUGUCCAGAAGGGGACAGUCAAUGUGCAAUACAGAACCUUUCCUCCCCUGACACUCCCGGUCCACCACCAUCUCCAGAACCACCAGCAGGGCUCCCUGAGCUCUCGAGGAGAUGCCGCCAUCGCUGGGAGGCUCGGAGGACCCUUCCUCCCCAUCCUCGGAGACGGCUUUUGGAGGAGCGGCUUGGCCAAAAGACAGGGUGUGAGUGAGACAGCCGGGGCGCAGAUUGGGUUUGCCAAAUGCCUAAUUACCGGGCCAGGAAUAGUGCCAACAGUCCACAUGGGUGUCUUGAGUAGGACGUCUCCUGUAAUUACUGCCUCGCCGUUCUGCCCCGGACCCUUCUCUCCGGACCAGGGAGGCAUCCCUCCCUAGGAGCCACAGAUCGCUCCAAGUCCCUGCUGGCUCUGCCCUCCUCCACUCUGCCUCUCAGGGUGAUGCCACCCACGGAGGUUUAAUGAGCGUGGGCCUGGCCCCUCCCCAAGCCUCAAAAGCGCCUCUGCUGUGGACAGAAAUGCAGGGGGAGGAAGGAGGGAGGCAGUCGGAGUGGGGUUCGCCUCGCAGCAGCCCCAGCACCCGCUUCUCACCUCUCACCCAGGUGCCUGUUCAACCCCCUGUGGUCGUCUGCUACCUAAUGGAGCUAGUGCUUUUGCUUGUACACUCCCCUGCCCCUCACCCCAGCGUGCUCCUCAGAUCCAUCAGCCAGUUGUGAGCAGCUGGCCCAGAGCUGUCACUGUGGCUUGCAGCGUACAUGCCAUGCUUGGGGGCUGCUGAAAUCAGAGAUGAGAUGUGUUGCUUCCCGCUGCAAGCUAGCUGCUCCCUUCCCAUGGGGUGGGGGGCAGGGAAGGGGUCCUCCAGCCUCGCCAAGAGCACAGCUCAGCAGAGCUCAGCGUGGUCCCCGCCUCCCACCCCUCAAAGCCUUUUUCUCCCCAGGGUUGAUCUUCCAGAAUGAGCUUCUGCUGGGCUAGUGCUCUGAGGGAGACCCCGCUAUUGUGAUUCAGCUCUAGAGAUCAUUGGAUGAUAAUUUAAAAUUAUAUAGAUAUUAUUUAAAUCAACCCAGUGGGGGUUAGAACUCAAAGUUGGACUCCGGGGAGAGAGAGAGAAAGAGAGCAGUGACAUGGUUCCCUGUUCCCUAUUCCCUUCACGUACCCAGGCCUGGCACGCGGGCUGGCAUUUAAUGUCCAUUAUCCACUUGCCAUGCACUAGACACACAGAAUGGAACAGCCGAAUGCCUAAAAUACACAGACUGCUGUGACUGGGAGUGACGUGUGGAGAGAUAGGGCAUGAAGAGAGAGGAGAUUAAAAGAAAAAGUAUUUUGUCCCCAAAUGCUUUAAAAAUGUUAUUUCCCACAUUCCUUGGCUGUGACGCUGCCCUCCCAGUUCCCCAGAGGUUCUGGGCGGGGCGCUCCUAAUAAGAUUGGGCCACUGGGUUUCUCUGGCUUCAGAUUAAUCAAGGACGCGGAAGUCAGCAAGGAGUAGCAGGAGACGGGCAAAGAGAGCUGGGGUGCGCUCAGCUCUGAAAGGCUUAAUCAUCUCAAGUGGUGUUUGUGGCCAAUUGGGAGCUAUUUGCUGCUUUUUGCAUAUAUAUAUAUAUUUCUUAAACGAA
Messenger RNA from Aethalodelphis obliquidens (Pacific white-sided dolphin), 4937 nucleotides. It is a transcript of the gene FOSL2, whose product is annotated as FOS like 2, AP-1 transcription factor subunit. The coding region runs from base 1927 to 2793 and encodes 288 amino acids. Gene Ontology annotation, molecular function: RNA polymerase II cis-regulatory region sequence-specific DNA binding; DNA-binding transcription factor activity, RNA polymerase II-specific. The transcript has 4 exons. The record is from RefSeq and is a predicted model, not a curated record. Gene Ontology annotation, cellular component: nucleus. Lineage: Eukaryota; Metazoa; Chordata; Mammalia; Artiodactyla; Delphinidae. Gene Ontology annotation, biological process: regulation of transcription by RNA polymerase II.